UUGCUUCUGAGUAUCCAAAAAAACUAACAGAAAUUCUACCUUGUCUCUCUCGCCUUCUCUCAAUUUCACAUUCACACAAACUCAUCGCACUCCUCUUCUCUUCUCUCUUCUCUCCCACACACACAUAUUAUAUAUAUAAAACAAAACCCUAUUCUCUCCAAUUCUCUCUGUUCCUUCCAUUCCCUUCCCUUCCUCAUUUUCUAACUCCGUUUGGCGGUUAUCAAAACGACCACGUUUCAUUACCUCUAGGGUUAAUUUCGCGUUCUUUCUUAGGUUUCUUUAACCCUAGUUAACGAUUUCUUCUUUUAGGGUUUUAUCUUCUGCUUUUAAUUCCAAUUUCAUUGGUGUUCUUAACUCAAUAUAUCGUUGUUCUUUAGGGCUUUUCAAUUUCGUUUUUCUUUGGUAUAGUUUUUAGUGUUAUGAAUGGGUUAGCGAUAGAUUGAGUUCUACCGAUUAAUUCUCAUAGAGAGAGAAGAGGAAUCUGAAUUGAAGCAUUUUGUUGUGGAUUAAUUGAAUUUCAUAGUGGAAUUGGUGCUAUUUCACCGUUUAUACGGUGAGGAAGUGCGCGUGUGUGUGUUUGUUUUGGUUAAUUUUGAUCAUGUACAGUGUUAGUUAUGGAUAGAAGUGAACCUACGUUAGUUCCAGAAUGGCUGAGAAGUGCUGGAAGUGUUGGUGGUGCUGGCAAUUCAGCCCAACAUUUUGCGUCCUCGUCUAAUCAUACCGAUUCCCAUUCUCCAUCUGCAGUCCAUAACAACAGAAACAGAUCUUCUAGGACAAAUAGUGAUUUUGAUAGCUCGCGUUCUGUAUUUCUUGAUCGGACAUCGUCGUCUAGUUAUAGGAGGGGUUCUAUUAUCAAUGGUUCUGCCAAGAAUGCUUACAGUAGUUUCAACAGAAAUCAUCGCGACAAGGACCGCGAUAGAGAGAAAGAUAGAUCCAAUUUUGGAGACCAUUGGGAUCGUGAUGGGUCUGACCCAUUGGCCAACCUUUUUUCUGGAAGGAUAGAGAGGGAUACAUUGCGCCGUUCUCAGUCAAUGGUUACCCGGAAACAAGGUGAGACUUUACCUCGCAGAGUUGCAGCUGACACUAAAUCUGGUGGAAGCAGCAAUCACAACAAUGGCAAUGAUGUGCUUCCUGGGGGUGGUGUUGGCAGUAGCAUUCAGAAAGCUGUCUUUGACAAGGAUUUUCCAUCACUCGGCGCUGAAGAGAAGCAGGUAAUAGCUGAAAUAGGGAGGGUUUCAUCCCCUGGUUUGGGUGCCACCGCUAGUCAAAGUCUACCUGUUGGUAGUUCAGCUUUGAUUGGUGGGGAGGGAUGGACAUCUGCCCUUGCAGAGGUAUCUUCCGUAUCUGCACAGCAAACUGUUACUGCAACUUCUGGGUCUGUUUCUUCAACUGGUCUUAAUAUGGCCGAGGCAUUGGCACAGGCUCCAUCCCGAGCUCGUUCAACUCCCCAGGUGUCGGUGAAAACACAAAGGCUUGAGGAACUGGCUAUCAAACAGUCAAGACAGUUGAUUCCAGUAACACCAUCUAUGCCUAAGGCUUUGGCUCUUAAUUCUUCUGAGAAAUCAAAAUCAAAAACAGCUAUCAGAAAUGCUGAGAUGAAUGUAGCUGCGAAGAGUGUGCCCCAGCAACCUUCUGCGUUGCACAUUGCUAGUCAAUCUCUUCGCAGUGUAAAUGCCAAAGUUGAUGUUCCUAAGACAUCUGGAAAGUUUAUUGAUCUUAAAUCGGUGGUGUGGGAAAAUGGUGCUUCCCCUACUUCUAAGGAUGUUUCAAAUCUAACAAAUUAUGCUAAUAAUAAAUUGGCAAAUCAACAUGCUAUUUCUUCAGCAGCCGCUCCCCCACCAGUGAAGAACCCCAACAACCUAAAAUCCCCCACAGAGCGGAAGCCAUCUCCUUUGGAUUUGAAAUUAGGGUCUACUUUGGACAAGAAACAAUCCAUAUCUCAAGUGAAGAGCCGAAAUGAUUUCUUCAAUUUGCUUAAGAACAAAUCGGCAACAAACUCGUCUACUGUUCUUCCAGAUUCUGGCCAGAUGGUUUCAUCUCCCACAUUGGAAAACUCUGCGGAACUAAAAAGGGAAUCAGUUAUGCCUUCUGCAAGUCCUCAAUCUGCUGGGAAUGGUGCUGAACUGACUAGUAACGGCAAUGCUCACGCACAUGAAAAGCCCUGCAGAAUUUCUGAUGAUGAAGAGAAAGAUUCUAUUUCUAGAGCUACGGUCUACCCAGAUGAGGAAGAAGCUGCAUUUCUUCGCUCUCUUGGCUGGGAGGAAAAUUCAGAUGAGGAUGAAGGCCUAACUGAAGAGGAGAUCAAUGCAUUUUAUCAGGAGUGCAAGAAAUUGGACCCCUCCACACUCAAGCUAUGCAUUGAGGGUAUGCAGCCACAGCUGUCCAAGUUGUUUGAUUCUUGUGCAUCUGACUUGCGAGGAGCAUCUGCUGAAUUGAACUCUUCUGAUCCCAGAUCUGAAGCUUGAUGUGCUAUUUUUAAUCAUUGUUAAAUCUAAGUUUCAAUUUUUGAUGGCAGAGGGCUAGAUCCAUUCCUUUUGUUCAGAAAGAAAGGCGAUGAUUUAGGGGUUAUUAGAUGUGGGUGGGUUUUGAAUGGAACCUUGCAUUUGCAAAUAUUGCAAUAAGAUACAGGUGCCUCAAUCCUGCCUACUUAACAAGGAAAUUCUUUUGUUAUUUGCCUUUUUUUUAUGGUUAAAAGUCAUAGGGCUGGUUGGUAGGUAGGGGCUAUUUUCUCUGCCGUAGUAGGGUGCUGGGAAAUUGAAUCUUUUGGGGGUAUUUUGAUCUGUUUACUUUCUUUCAAGAGGAUUUUAUCCUACAUGAUAAAGUUUAUUAUGUUUUUGGCCAAUUUUACCCAAAAAAAGGGGAUUUUUUCACUUUUAA
Molecule: messenger RNA, 2877 nt
Organism: Vicia villosa (hairy vetch)
Lineage: Eukaryota; Viridiplantae; Streptophyta; Magnoliopsida; Fabales; Fabaceae
Exons: 5
Coding region: 615-2465 (616 amino acids)
Source: RefSeq, a predicted model, not a curated record